Larimichthys crocea (large yellow croaker) is the source of this 4523-nucleotide messenger RNA. Its product is annotated as NACHT, LRR and PYD domains-containing protein 12. Gene Ontology annotation, molecular function: protein binding. The record is from RefSeq and is a predicted model, not a curated record. Lineage: Eukaryota; Metazoa; Chordata; Actinopteri; Sciaenidae. The coding region runs from base 247 to 3972 and encodes 1241 amino acids. The transcript has 11 exons.
GGCAGGAACAAUGCAUUUCCUGUAACACAUGUCUGUUAUGUGCAGAGACAGUGCGCUCUAGGCUGAUUGCGUGCCUGUAAAUCUUCUGUGAGCUCAGCAGGAACUGAGGAAAUCGACGGCUGUGGCUAAGUCAGCACACAUCAGCUCAAAACUGAAACUGUUGCUUCAUUUGAACCUUUCUUCUGCCAGAGGAUGGACGCAGAACAACAGGACUGCUUGAUCACAUGACCAGCUCGGAGAACAGAUAUGGCCUGUGUCCCAGAGCUGCUCUUGGCCACUUUGGAGGAGCUGGUUGAUAAACAGCUGAGGACCUUCCAGUGGUAUCUUUACACUAAUGAUCUGGAAGGAUUCACUCAUAUUCCAAGGUCUCGGGUUGAUGGGGUGGACAGGCCGGGCACUGUGGAUCUCUUGGUGCAGACAUAUGGCUACGACAGUGCUGUUGCAGUCACAGUGGAUAUACUGCUGAGGAUGAAACUCAAACUGUGGGCUGAAACACUAAAGAAGAAGUACAAUGAAGCUCCAAGCAAUCAAGUAGGCAAAGAAAUUGACCACCAUGCAAUCCAAGAAAAACUGAAAUCCACCCUGAGGGAAAAGUGUCAAAACAUUUAUCAAGGGAAUGCAGAUGAAGGAGAUACCAUCUACCUGAACAAAAUCUACACUGAGCUGCAUGUUAUUGAAGGAGCCUGGGGAGUCUUCAGCGAGGAGCAUGAGGUCAGACAGCAGAGGUUAAACCAUGUAAUGACAGAAGAAACCUCUAUUAAAGCUAGCGACAUUUUCAAGCCCAAGCCCGACCAAGAGAAGCGAAUCCGAACUGUGCUUACCCAGGGUAUACCUGGAGUGGGUAAAACUGUCUGUGCACAGAAGUUUACGCUGAGCUGGGCAGAACGAAAGGAAAAUCAGGACAUCACCUUCCUUUUUCUGCUUCCAUUCCGUGAACUGAAUCCCAACAUAGGUGAGAAGGACUACAGUCUGAUGCAGCUUCUCCAUCAGUUCUUCCCUGAGAUGAAACCCCUUGAGACAUUGGGAAUAGGAUGCAAAGUCCUCUUCAUCUUUGAUGGCCUGGACGAGACUCUCCUCCCCUUGAAUUUCAAGCAGAACAAGGUCUUGAGAGAUGAAACGGAGCCAGCCUCACUUGAUGUUCUGAUCACAAACCUCAUCACGGGAGAUUUACUUGGCAAUGGUCUCAUCUGGAUCACGACCAGACCGGCAGCAGCUAGUCUAAUCCCUCGAAAGCACGUCCAUCAGUGGACAGAGGUGAAAGGUUUCGCUAGUGAACAGAGGGAGGAAUACUUUAAGAGGCAUUUGCGUGAUGAUAACCUCGCUAUCAGGAUCAUCAAACAUGUGAAGUCGUCAAGAAGUCUCUAUAUCAUGUGUCAGAUACCAGUUUUCUGCUGGAUCACAGUCACUGUAAUGAAGAAAAUGUUGUGCAACAAUGCGACAGGAGGCAUGCCCAACACGCUGACCGAGUUGUAUGCAUAUCUCCUUCUCUGCCAGACAGACCGGAUGAUAGAAGGGCACUACCCUGUGGAAAGCAACAAUGUUGUUUUGAAACUAGCAGAGCUCGCGUUCCGUCAACUGGAGAAAGGAAAACUAAUCUUCUACGAGGCUGACUUGAAAGAGUGCGGCAUUGAUGUCAAAGAGGCAACCAUCUAUUCAGGAGUUUGCACAGAAGUCUUCAUGAUGGAGGGCAGGAGGACAAGAGAAGUUUUUAGCUUUGUACAUUUAACCAUCCAGGAGUUUCUUGCAGCUGUGUAUGUACAUCACUCCUACAUGCAAAGAAAGGAAAAUGUUCUUCUGGGAUACCUGAAAAGGAUGACUACAAGAUGGCUCCCCAAGUCUGUGUUCAGUUUUCACAAGAUUGCCAUAGAAAAAGCCUUGGGCAGUCCAGACGGCCGCUGGGACCUCUUCCUUCGCUUCCUCCUGGGACUGUCACUGAAGUCGAACCAGGAGCUGCUGAGUAGAAUACUCCAUUUGGAGGCCGAAGGAGAGGAGGAUGUGAUGCAAACCAUCCAGUUUAUCAAGGAGAAAAUCGAAGAGGAACCAGAAGCGAAACUCAGUCUCUUUCAUUGCCUUAGUGAGCUCAAAGAGGAGUCUUUGGUGCAGGAAGUCCAGAGUUUUGUGAGUUCUGGGAGGCUUGCAGCCAAAAACCUGUCUCCAGUUCAGUGGUCCGCUCUCACAUUUGAACUCAUGACGUCAGAGGCAACAGAGGAGGAGUUUGACUUGAAGAAGUACAUACGAUCAGAGGAAGGAUUAAAGAAGCUGCUGACUGUCAUAACUUCCUCCACACGUGCUCUGCUAAAUCGCUGCAACCUCACUCAGAACUGCUGUGAGGUUUUGGCCUCUGCACUGAGCUCAACCUCUUCUCACCUGAUAGAGCUGGACCUGAGUGACAACAACCUAAGGGAUUCAGGGGUGAAGCUGCUUUCUGCUGGACUCGGGAGUCCACAUUGUAAACUUAAGAGUCUAAGAUUAUGUAGGUGUAAACUUGAAGGAGAUUGCUGCGAAGGACUGGCUGUUGCUCUCAGCACAGAGUCUACCCAGCUCAAAGAACUUGACCUGAGCGCUAAUAACUUCCAGGAAGCAGGAGUGAAAGCUCUGUGUGUGGGAAUGCGCAGCCACAACUGCAAACUACAAACAGUGAGGUUGAUUCAAUGCAAGCUGAAAGAGAAUCGCUGUGCAGAUUUGGCUACAGUUUUGAGUUCAGGAACAUCUCAGCUGAAAAUUCUUGACCUGAGCAACAACAGCCUGAAGGAUUCCGGUGUAGCCGAACUUAGUGCUGGACUGAGGAGGCCGCACUGUAAACUGGAAAAGCUAGGGCUCAGCUGGUGUGGCCUUACACAGAAAUGCUGCGAUCACAUUGGUUCAGCUCUCAGCUCUGACUCUUCCCACCUCCUUGAGUUGGACCUGCGUGGAAACAACCUGCAGGGUCCAGACAUGCACCUGCUGUGUGCUGGGCUGAGAAGCCCACAUUGUAAACUGAAGACGUUAAGGUUAAACGAGUGCAAUCUCCAAGAAUGCUGUGCUGAUGUCGCUUCAGUCCUCAGCAGGGACAAGUCUCACCUCAAGCACCUUGAUCUGAGUGGGAACGACCUGCAGGACUCCGAAGUGAAGCUUCUCUCUGCUGGACUGUCAAGUACGGACUGUACACUGGAGACAUUAGGGCUGUCAUUCUGCGGCGUCACAGAGGAAGGCUGCACUUAUUUGGCCUCAGCACUAAGCUCCAAUCCUUCCCACCUGAGGCAGCUGGACCUCAGCUACAACUACCUGCAGGACUCUGGAGUGAAGCUGAUCUCUCUUCACUGUAAAGACCCGCUCAGUAAACUGGAAAAAUUAAGUGUGGACCAUAAUGCAGAGUGCUAUUUGAAAUCAACACUGAAAAACUAUGCAUGUGCACUGACGCUGGACACAAACACAGCCGCCAAGUCCCUCUUUCUGUACGACAGUGGGAAGCAGGUGACAUGGGUCAGGGAGAGACAGCAGUACCCAGAUCACCCUGACAGGUUCGAGAGCGUCUCACAGGUGCUGUGUCACCAAGGCCUCACCCACCGGCACUACUGGGAGGUGGAGUGGCGAGGACGUUGGGUGGAUGUAGCCGUGGCUGUGAGGGGGAUCCGUCGGAGGGCGAGCUCUCACCUCUGCGGGUUUGGCUACACAGAGCAUUCCUGGAGUCUGUUCUGCUCCGAGGAUCACUACAGUGCUCAGCAUGACCAUGAGAAAGUGGAAAUACCAGCACCUCCGUCCUGCUCCCACAAGGUCGGAGUGUACCUGGACUGGCCAGGUGGCACCCUGUCCUUCUACAGCGUCUACUCUGGGAACCUCAGCCACCUUUACACGUUCUACAGUACCUUCACUGAGCCCCUCUACCCUGGAUUUGGAAUGGAGGAGGAUGACUGCUCUGUAAUUAUUUGCACAGAGGAUGUGCAAGAACUCAUUUCUCGUUCAGCUAGUAUAGAAAGACUUGCGAGAUUUUGAGUGUGGGUCAAGGGUGGCAGCAAUGAUUGAAGGCUGUCUAAUUUAAAAUCAAACCUGGAAGAGACAAGAAAUAUAUGAAAACAUGAACCAUGUAAAAAAAAAAAAGAAGAAGAUGCGAGCUGUAACCUGUCAUUUAAAAUAUUAAAAUGCUGCCAAUGAACAAUGGCAAACAUCUACAGCCAUGCUAGCAGCUCUGUUAGAGGUAUAAUAUUUCCAGGUGCACUGUCUUAGUUUAGCAUGUCAGCAUGUUGAAAUUUGCUGGUAGCUACUUUAUGUAAAUGUACACAUUUUGUAGCUGAGAAGCUGCAAUAUAGUGACUGAAGGCUGGUGGAUCUGUUACACUCGCCACUGUGUGUCGGUCAGAACACAAUUGAACAAUCCAGGAUCUGAUAUACUUAUUUUACUGUUGGCUUGUGAUGUAGUUCUAGUGAUGAGGACAGAUGUGGAUGACCAUUCUAUUGAUUGUGGUUCUACAGAAACAAAGAGAUAACAAGUACAGUGCUAUCAGACAAACCGUGUAACUAUAAAAUAUACACCCUUUCACACCUAAA